GCAUCAUAUAUUCAGAGCACCUGGUGAUCGACAUUGUAUUCAGACCUUAACAAAGCUCCCACAAAGACAACUUUCAACUUGUACAUCUGUAACGAGUGAUCUCUACACAAUGGGGAGAGGAAGAAUGCUGCCCUGCAGAGCUUACACUCAAAGAUGCAGCAAUAUGAAGGUGCUAAAUAGUCAAUGAAGGAAACUACUGAAGAAGGAAUCCCAGGCAUAUAUAUAACUAUACAGAGGACCACAGAUACAAUACGGACAAUGUAAGAGAUAAAUUCUGAACUGCUUACAGUGGUGUACGUGAAUCCACAGGUAGAAUACACGUAUCACAGAUAUGUUGUGUGUACGUGCCAAUACACUAGUAGUGCAGGAGUUUAGUUAUAAGGACCAGAACAAGGAACAUCUAGGCUGUAGAGCUAGCACUCUAACAUACAGAGCUUAUACUGUGCAGAGAAGGGAUAUAGCAUGUGAACUGACUUGUAAACUGUAACCCAAUGUGCUUACACUCUAAUACAUAGAAGAAGAAGAUUUAUAGUUGUAGCAAGCGGUACUAUAUAGAAUAAGUAUUCAUUGUGAAUGUUUGUGUUAGACUUGAUAAAGGAUGUUAUUGGCAUUGAAACAUGUCUGCUGGUCAAAUAGAAAAAGUAUAAUAAGAUAAUGCAAUAUAUUAUCUUACAAGAAACUAUUUGUGUGCAGAGAAGGGUGGAGAUAUAAGAAUAGAAUUCUGAUGAUGAUAAUAACAUUUUUAUAUAUAAUACUUUUAUGAUCAAGGAGACAGAAAACACUUUAUCAGAUUUUACCUGAAUUUAACUUUCAGUCACAAAGAGACCCAGAUAGAGUGUGAUUUGGAGUUUUUACACUAUUUGCGAAUUCUGGGAGGCGGACAUUUUAGGGCAAACAUCACAGACAGGAAAAAGUAAUUUUUUGUUAUUUUUUAACACAGAUAUUUUGUUCUGAUAUUUGUGAUUUUCUCAUUGCUUCUCCACAAAUCCUGACUUAGUUAAAACCCCAGCCUUUGAAUGAGGAGACAUAUAAAAUAAUAUACAGGGGAGGGACAGACAGGUAAUUUCGUGCCUUUCAAAGAGUGAUUCAGGCAGCCUAUGUUAAUUGUUUUUUUGUGAUGUAAACAAGCUGAAGUUGUCUUGGAUGAGUGUUUUGUGCCCUAUAGGUGUGAGUUAAAUAGCAAUUAACAAUGGCUGUAUAGCUACUGAACAUCUAUUCAGAGAGGAGCAUUUACUGAAUAAAAAAAAAAAUCUUUGAUGGUAUUUUCUAAAAAAAUGUCUGUCAUUCAUUCGAGGUUAUUCGAUAAACUGAGAAUUGUGGGAAUGUGACAAGGUAAUGGCCAACUGUAGGUCAAAGGAGAUGUAUCAGAGGAGUGCCCAUACAUUUACACUGCUGAUCUGAUCUAAAAUUUACGGUACCCUUUUACCAGUUCUCUAGAAAUGUGGUUUUGUUACUAUAGUGUAUAUCAUUGUUCACAAAUACACACAGAAAUGAAUAAAAGAACGGUAAUUCUUCACAAUUUUGGGCUAUUGCAAGUGCAGGAUUAAAAUGUGCGGAAACAAUUCUGGGCAAAACUCCAAUUUUUAUUUAGUAAUCAGUUUUGAAAGGAUUAACCCUUUGCGAAAGUAACACAUUGCAAAAGACACCAUUUUUGUAAGACACCAUCCUUGCCCAUUUCACUUUUUCUGCCCGAUGUGGGCAGCUGCUGUGAUAUAAGAUAGGAGUGGUGGAUGGAAUCCAAGCUAUGCUUCCAUUGGCUGAUCAGGAUUCUAAAUUUAAUUCUGCAAUUCAUAUACAUACUAGUUGGUUUGUUUUUUUUAAGACAGGUGGCAUCAGGACAGUGAUAACUAACCUUGGCACUGCAGAUGUUUGGGAGAUGUAUUUCCCAAGACGCUCAGUCAGUCCAAAGUUCCAAGGUUGCUGGCUAUCUUCUAAUUAAAUAAAAAAUAGACAGUUGUACUCCCCCAACCUCCUCCAAGAAAACACCGACCAAAACAAAAUGAUAUCAUCCAGAACUGAGUGUGGAGCAUGUUCAUUGCAAGAUUAAGUAGCACCAUAUUCUCAUGACCUAUAAAAUGACAUCGUAAUCCAGUUCAGACAUGGCAAAGCCAGGGCAAGUAAUGCAAAUGAGGAGGAGAACUAGAAACAUUGUUUCAUUUUGCCUCUUCUCAAAAUGCUAUCUCUAUGCUGACUGCCUGGUGCAAAGGACAGAACUUAAAGGAACACUAUAGUCACCUAAAUUACUUUAGCUAAAUAAAGCCAUUUUAGUGUAUAGAUCAUUCCCCUGCAAUUUCACUACUCAAUUCACUGUCAUUUAGGAGUUAAAUCACUUUGUUUCUGUUUAUGCAGCCCUAGCCACACCUCACCUGGCUAUGAUUGACAGAGCCUGCAUGAAAACACAACUAUGCUAUCCAUGAAAAUGUGUGACAUGUCAUGACUCCCUUUUAUUCCAGAAGUUUGGUCCUUAAGGGUUUAAGGAGUUCCAGUAUAUUUGAUACUUGCGCGUGUAUAAAAGUCAGGGCCAGAUUUACACAGGAGCUAUUGGAACGUCCGCGUUGAAAUAGGCCCAAAGCAGCCACAGUAUAAAUGUUCAGUUUUUCCCAUUUAUUCCAAGCUCCACUUGUGAUUUAUUAGAAUUGUCUUUUUUAUUUAAUUGUUCCCCAGUGACUACAUGGUACUCAGACUGUAUUGUGUGUAGUGCCUGUAUUUCCUGUUGUGUGCGUCAGGUGUUUAACAGAAGAGAGAAUUCAGUGUUGAUGUGUAUCAGCGUUACGCCUGCUACAAGCCAUUUAUAUAAGCUAUAACAGCUACCGUGACCAUUAAAAUGUGUAUAAAAUUUCUUUUCUUAGGCAUAUCAAACUUACAGCACUAAAUCAAGCAGUAAACAGCGCUUUACCACAAUGAAACUUGCGAUAAUGUAUUUAAGCUACAAUAAAUGUGUUUAGAAAUGAGUCUGUCUAAACAAGAUACUUUGAUCUUUUUCUAAGUUUAAUAUAAUUUAUUUACCCCACCUCCAGACACAGCCAAACUGUUUUCUUAACUAAACACCAAACUAUAGAGAAUUAAAAAUGGAAUUGUAAAAACAAGACUACAAUUGUAAAAAUAUAAUUGUAGCUGAUUAACUAUUUUAGUUUCAGAUUUUCAAUUUCGAUUUCUGAAGAAGGGGUAGAUUGUGUACCACCUUAGUGUACAUCCUUGAGGCUGUAAUUAUAUUAAUACCAAGUUCACCCAACAGCAGUAGACAUUACACCUCAAUCCAGGUUUGAGUUCUGUUAAAUAUACCCUAUGGGGAUAGCUACACUAAGGUGAGGUUCAGUAUGAAUUUGGAGAAUUUGCAACAUUUAUACAGCAAAUAUGCUACAAUCUCACUUUCUACAUCACAAUUCUGCUCAGCCACGCCAUAGUCAUGGAGGGGUGUUGAUCGGGAGCCCUAAACUUAACUCUCAUACCCAAUUUUGGCUCUACUCUCCCUAAAUCCCUAACGCUACUUCUCCUAACCCUACAUUACCUAAUUUUCCUAACCCUAAAAACCCAAAUUAUUCUAAGCGUAAUUAUCCUAACUCUUAAUCCCCUAAAAGAUUGUGAAGACACAUUACAAAGAAGAGUGUAUUAUGAAAAAUGAUUGUCAUUAUUUUCUCAUCACGCAUGUUACAUGUGCCAGGGAUUGUCUGUUCUCUUACAUUCCACACACACUCUCACUAGGGCUCCCUUCCUAGUACAGCACUAUGACAUACAUGGCCAGGGCUGCCUGAGAGUGAUAGGAGUUAUGUUCCCAUGCUACCGCUGCGGUUCAGGUCUGCCAUCAUAAAUUCUGUGUGAUAUGAAGCGCGAGGGGGCCGGGGGUAGAGAGACGUUGCAUUUUAUAUGUUUUAUAUGCUCCGCCCAUUAAAAAAAGCGUAAUUCUUUGGGGUAAAUCUAGUAAUCAAUAAAUUGUUACAAACUGACACUGCGUUUGCGCAAAAAAGUAUGGAAACUGGAGACAUUGUUCAGUUCAGCUAACGUGGCCUACAUUUUCUUUGUUAAUUAAGCAGAAUUCACACUGUUAGGUGUAUAGAUCCGCUAAGCUCUCUGUAAAUAAUUUCUGAACCAGGCGUCUUAUAUCAUUAGACUGUGUCUGGACACAUGGUUUUAUUUUAAUACUUGCGGAAGGAACAAGUGGAGGGAUAUAAUGGAAAGACCAGGAGGGGGGAUGGGGGUCUGACAGGGUGAGUAGGGGGUUAUGCUGGUGACACAGAUUGGGAAUGACUGAAUAUGAACAGAUGAAUAAUGAGGGAAGAUGAGAUUUAAAGGUAAGAAUGUCUCAAAGAGGGUGAAAGAGUGUAUUAAUGUGAUUAGGGAAAUACUGAUAGUGAGAGAGGAGGUAGGGGAUGGAUUGGAUGAUUAGAUAUGAAGCAGAGUUAGAACACAGAAUGGGAGGAGGUUGACAGGGGAGUCAGGACAAGGUGAAACAGAGGUGACCUAUCCAAUCGGAUUCAAUAUGAAGCUGCCACCAAGGGCCUUUGGUUUAGCCUGGAGCCCAGUGUUUAGACGGGGGCCAAGCAUUUAAAUAGAAGCCCAGCGUUUAGACAAGGGUCCAGAGAUUAGACAGGGGCCCAAAGUUUAGACAGGGGCCCAGGAUUUAGACAGAGGCGCAGGAUUUAGGCAGGGGCCCAGAAUUUAGACAGGGGCCCAGCAUUUAGACAGGGGCCCAGGAUUUAGACAGGGCCCAGGAUUUAGACAGGGGCCCAGCGUUUAGAUGGGGGCCCUGCAUUUAGAAUGUAUCCCGGCAUUUAGACAGGGGCCCAGGGUUUAGAGAGGGGCCCAGGCACCAUGAAUAUCCCCUUAAGGACCAAACUUCUGGAAUAAAAGGGAGUCAUGACAUGUCACACAUGUCAUGUGUCCUUAAGGGGAUAUACUUGGCCCACAUUCAUUGUCUUAUGCUAGGAAUAAAGGGGGCCCCAAACUGGUAAUAUGCCUAGGGCCCUAUGGAAUUGUUAGCCUUGUCUGCGAGGAGAGUGUGAGAGAGACAAGGAAAUAGAAAGGAGAGCGUGAGAGAGAAACAGAGAGUGAAGUGUGAGAGAGACAUGGAGAUAGAAAGAAGAGCAUUCGAGAGACAGAUAUAGACAGGAGAAUGUGAGAUAUAAAAGAGAGCAAGAGAGAGACAGGUAGAUAGAAAUAGGAGUGUGAGAGAGACAGGAAGAUAGAAAUGAGAGCGUGAGAAAGACACAGAGAGCAGAGUGUGAGAGAGACACAUAGACAGAGAAGGGGGUGUGAGAGAGACACACAGAGAGCAGAGUGUGAGAGCAACACACAGACAGUGAAGAGAGUGUGAGAGAAUUACAGAGACAGAUAGGAGAGUGUGAGAAAGACACAAAAUAUUGAGAGACACUGAGACAGAGAGGAGUGAGUGGAUUGAGACCAUAAGAGAGAGAGUUACAGAAGGAUAUUGAGAGAGGAAAGUGUGAAAUAAACACUGAGAGAGUUAGGGAGACACUACGAUAGAGAAUGAUAGAGACCCUCAGAUACAGAACAGAGAGAGACACUAAGAUAGAAAGGAAAGUGUGAGACACAGAGACACUCAGAUACAGAACAGAGAGAGACACUACGAUAGAGAGUGAGGCAGAGGAGAGGGUGAGAGGGGCGAGCCUCUUAAUAGGUAAAAGCAGAAACACGAGUAAGAAAAGAUGAGAUUUAUGGAGAAGAGAUAAGGAAUGUGAGAGAUCGGAAACAGCAUAGAAAGGAAAUAGCUUGUGUCAGACUUGGGUAAGGAGAUUGAAAGAGGGAGAGUGAGAGGUGAGAAAGAGAGAGAAGCAUAAAAAUGUGGAAAAGAAAAUACCAGAGAGCAGAGACAGCCAACCACAAAGACUUGAUACAGAGUACAGAGAAGUUGAGAGAAUAUGAAUGGGGUCACAGAGAAAUGAAUGUGUAGUAUAGACAGACACAGAGGUAAGAGUGUUAGUGUGUACUUUAGACAGUCAUAGAGGUUAGAGAGUGAAUAUGCAUGUUAGACAGUCAAACUGAGCAGUUCUAACAGUAACAUUCCACUGGUUUCCAUGGUGACUGCUCCAUUUUAGAACGUUUCUGCAGCAUGAUUCUGUGCACAGAGAGGCAGAUCAGAGAGUGUGUGAGUCCUGGCAGAAAGCAUUGAUAUGUAAGUGUGGGCUGGGCAGAGCAGGCUGGAAGGAGGUCCUUGUAUUCAGUGCUCACUGUAACAGACUGUGAAUGUGAACUCUAACUAUUCCCAUCUGGACUUAUCUCUCCACUUACAUCUCAAGGUAAGUCCACUAACCCCAGCCCACAUUGUUCUUCCCUGGCACAUCAGCAGCAACAAAGUCUUUAUUUUUUUUUAAGUUUUUGUAACAUCUACCUUACUUCCUUUUUUUUUUUUUUUUGCUGACAACAAAGAUUGCAAGUUACAACAAAUUUCUUAAUUUUUUUUUCUAACCUGAUAUUUGUUGUGAAAUUUCCGGCCAUGAAUUUUGGAUUAUUUUUUUGUACAUGUUUUAACAUCUGUGAUUGGGAAGUUUGUCCACUGGGGAUGAGCUGCGUGUGAGGUUAGUAGAUGGACAGACAGACAGACAAACAAUGUGUCAGGAGCACAGAAUCCCCUGUACUUGUAGAUCAGUACAGGAUAGUGUAUGGUCCCUCUGUAUUGUGUCUUUGUGCUCUCCCUGUUGUAAUGAAUCCGUCCCUCUUUUAUAUAUACUGGAAUUUGAGUUAUGCACAUAUUUGUUCUCAGUGCAUCAUGCCCUUCAGUCUGUUAGAUUGCAAGCUCUGCUGCACAAUAACUCUUUUCCCCUGUACUGUAUACCGUAUAUCCUGUAUUUUCGAUUGGAAGCUCUGCGGCACAAGAUCCUUUCCCCUCACUGUAUUGUAUUAGUUAUAUCCUGAAUUUUAGAAUGCAAGCUCUGCAGCACAAAAUCCUUUCCCUGCAGUGUAUCAGUAAUGCACGCGUUUUAGAAUGUAAGCUCUGCGGAUCAGGAUUUAUUUCUCCCUUACUUCCUUCUCUCUGUAAAUUUGUAUAUGUUUCUCAGAUAUUUGAAUAUAUCUGCUGGCAAGAUUCGCUUACUCUGAAGUACUUUGCCCUUCUGUAUACUGUUUGCAUUGCACCCAUCUUAAUAUUGGUUCUCCCCAUCCCUGUGUAUUUGGAUCUAUGUACAUACGAUUAUGAACGUUUAAUUGUACUUACUAACCCCCCAGCCUGCAUUUUGAUCCAUGCUGCCCCAGGCUACCUUUUUCCCUGCCUUGCAUUUGUUGUGACCUUUACAUAUUACUGUUUCUACCCUAGGACUGCAGAUGGGUCUGAACUACAUGUUCCAUUGAUGCUCAGCAAGCAUAAGUUAAUUUCAAAGUUACUGUCAUCACUGUAUUAGAUUGUAAGCUCUGUGGCUAACAGAGCUUGUUAUUUUCAUAUUGUUUUUUCUAAUUUAUAUUCUCACACCUUACACCUUUCAUGUUUGGUUUAUAGACACACAGUAACCUUCCACCUGUGCUAUAUAGUUGUGUUGAGUAUCACUGUACCCACUUGUGCUAUAUAGCUGUGUUGAGUAUCACUUUAUCGGCAGACUGAAUAUGUGAUCUGGAUUGCAUUAGAGCUGAAUAAUGUAUCUGCAAAUUCUUCACAGAAUGUUUUGCUACCAAAGGCUGAAAUACUUCAGUUCAACCUCCUUUUUUCAUUAUUAGAAUAUUUCUAAUUUCUCUGGUUCUCCAAUGAGUAAAUGAAGCAUUAUGAGGUGCAAUAAGGUCCCUCGUUAAUUUAAGUUUUCUGUUUGUGUUGACCUGUUUGUCAUAAAUCGGAGGUUAGCUUUAUAUUCUUAUUGGACAACGCUGCAGAUCAUGUUGGCGCAAUAAUAAUAAGUAUACAAAUAAUGAUAUUAAUCCUCUAUUUUUGUCAUGUAAAAAAAGCUUUAGAACUAACAAAAUUUGCAGAAGAGUCUUAUUUAAAUAUUCAAGCUUUGCGACAGUUUUAUUUCACUUUGCAAGGUAAUUUUUUUGUUUGCUCUUUAUAUAAUGUUACGUAAGCGUUAUACAAUUUUUAUUCAAUAGUUCCCAAAACAUACUUAUUUGUCAUAGUGGUGUUUUACAACCUUGUGUUUCAAAAACUUUUAAGUGGAUCGUGACUUUAUGCACUAAGCAGUAAGUUGUGUCAUAUUAGUUUGUGACUUAAAAAUAUUUUAAGCCAUACUGAUUGCCAAGUUGGGAAAAAAGUGUAAAUUAGUGGAGUUCAAGAUUUAUUAUUUAAGUUGCAAAAAAACAUAUCAAACACACCGGUAUAUACUAUUUAGUGAAUAAACCCCUAUGGGAAGAUUUGGUAAUGGUCACGGUCAAAUAUGAGGUCAUAGGCCAUCUGCUGUGCAAAAUCUGUCAGCAGCUGUACCUCACAAUUGCCCCCUGGCAGAAAGGGUUAUUACAUCUGCCACUCAAAAUUAGUCAAGUUGAUUAUUUGUUUUUUUUUUCAGCGUAAAGAUAUUGACGUAGAAUUUGACGGUGGUAUAUGAACUGCCUACAAUGCGCUAUUUAGUAAAUAAACCCCUAGGAGGAAUUCGGUAGUGGUGGUCAGAUGUAAGGUCAUAGGUCAUCUGACAGGCAGAGCUUGACAACAGCUGUAUCUCAAAAUUGCCCUCGGGCAGACAUGCUUGGCACAUAUGCCAUUUAUUUUACUAUAGUCAAAUAUUCUCUGUGUGCUUUCUGGCGAAAUGUAUCUAUAAACGCAUAUAUGACAGAAAUCAGGGUAUAUCCUGGCCCGCAGUCUGUAGAAAAACGUUAUCUGUGCUAAAUUUUUCCCCAUGACCAUGUUCGAUUUGAAUGGGUGAAACCAGCACGGAGCUCAUUUAUUCGGAUGCCGGAUUGAUGAAUGUGCACUAGAUGAUGAUCACCUGCACAGUCUUUGCUUAAAAAAGCAUUGUUUCUUACGCAAGAAGCCCUAAAGAUGGGUGCCCCCAUGGAGCCACCAUCAGCCGAGAUAUGUACUGAAAGGAGGUAUGUCCUUAUAGGCAUACAUUACAAAUGUAUCCAUAAAAUACUUGUAAUCUUUUAUUUUAAAUAUUAGUGCCAUUGUGGCAGCUGUUCUUUAAGGGUAUAUCCGAGGCAACACAGGUGAAAAUGUACCUCCUAUACUUACCAUCUUUCUCCGAAAAUAAGACCAGGUCUUAUAUUAUUUAUUUAUAAAAUAUUUGACCAGGAUGGCUACAUUGAGAUUUCUCUCGCUUUCAAGUAUGUCCUGGGUCUUUGUCCACAAAACAUUGCAUUGUUACAAUAGGGUACAAUAUUACAAAAAUACAAUAUACAAACUAUAUAUUUUUAUAUAUAUACACACACACACAUAUAUAUAUAUAUACAUAUAUACACAUAUAUAAAUUUAUUACAUAACAGGUAAUAAAUAUAUUCAACCAUGACAGGUGCCUUCUGUGCUGAAGUAUAUUGCCAUAGAUUUCUUAAAAGAUUUUAGAUUGAAUGAAGAUUUGACUGUUUUCCUGAGGUUAUUUAAAAAUUUAAGGUGCUCAGUAGGAAAAUGAGGAUCAAGCCACUUUAUUUCUGUAUUGCGGUAUGCUAAGUAUCGUGCUAGUACUGAAUCGGAGGUUAUAGGAGGUGGGAACAGCCAGGGAGAGCAUUCUACUCAGGUAGGGUGGGUGCUUCCCAGAAAUGCUCUUAUGCACAAGCAUAUGCUCUUAUGCCCCCGAAAAAUGCACUAGCGCUUAUUUUCGGUGGAGGUUUUAUUUCGGGCAAAAACAAAUGCUUUUUAGUUAUUUCGUCAAUCCAAGCAUAUUGUUACUAAAUAUAUGUAGACUGACUUCACUGCAUUUCACCCCAAUAGCUAUUGGCAUCUCAAGCUAAAGCUUCAGUGAAUAAACCUCAAAAGGAUUUUGUCCAUGAAGAAUAAGCCCACAUGGUAUCAUGUCAUAUACAAAUUGUAACCACAGGGAUUAUGUACAAAGUAAACCCACAGUGGAUGCUGCCUGUAUGCCUGAGGCUCUCCACCUAACUUUUCGAAUACUCCUUCACUUGGGCCAAAAGUUUUUUCCCAACUUACCCCACUUUUUCUGGACCUCUGUAUCACAUGAAGGCUAACUAGACUUGCGCACAGCGGAUGAAUUUGGUUUGUCCGAAUCAUAAAUCGUAAAUGUGUUAGUAUGGCUUGUACGAAUAUAGUUCAGUGCAAAUAUAUUUGGGAAACCGUCAGCAAUGCGGAUGAACCAAAAAGGCAAGAAAAUUGGCCAAUCAGUGUACUGCAAAGUAUAAAUAUAUUUGCAUCAGUAAUUUAUCAAAUGCAUCGGUAGGAUAAUUAGUAUGCCGAAUAGGAAACUGUGCCCUCGGUUAUCAUCUUCAUAAUUCUAAUACACACUUUUGUUUGCUAAAAUUUGAACUGGAGUGCAUUGAGAAUUAGAUUGCAAAACUUGGUCAGAAGUGAAUGAUUUGGAAAAAUUUCCAACUCAGCUGUAGUCAAAUCUCGGCUUUUUUUUUGCCAUAAUUUUGCAAUUCCUUUUCCAAUUAACUACAAUUCGAAGUUUAGUGAAUGAACCCCUUUGCGAUUCCCUGCAUUAACCUUAAAGGUGCCACAUGAGAAUUCCACGUCUGUGUGCACACACAAUGCAAGAUGAAUUAUUUGCUAAAAAAUUUUCAAAGAACUAGAUCAUCCAGCAUUGCAAUCGUUUCUCAGAAGACCCUUGCAUGCAAUAUAUUAUAAGUACAGGGGAGUAUUAUACACGUUGACAAUGCUAGUUCUGCAGUAUGCCGUUUUAAAAAAUUAUAGCAAUUGUUCGGUAUUAUUCUUGUGAAACAGCAUGAUGAAAGGCUAUAUUAACCACUCUUAUGUGCAGUGCUUUCAUUUUGCAAAACCAACUGUUUAAAGUGAAUUAUGUACAUAGCAGUAAUCAUGGGGAUUAUCUUGUAUUUUACAGUCCAGAUCUGUAUAUAGUCCAAUACAUUGAAUUUAGGAACACUGUAUCCCUUAGGUACUCUUCAAAUGCUGAAGCUCUGAGGGGUAGUAACUUUUUUGUUCUAUAGUUAUUAAGCUUAUUGUACAUUCUAUGAUCUAGUUUGGAUAUACUUAAUUUUCCCAGAGUGUAAUGUCUAGGUGGAAUUUCCUUUGGACUAUGGAAAAUCUCCUUUUUACAGUUCUAUAUAAGGUUAGUUGCCAGUAGUAACAAUUAUAGAACAUCUUGUCUCCUUUAAAUCUCCGUAUAAUACUUACAGUAUCUAUAUUUUCUUUUUAUAUAUGUUUUUUCUUUUUAUACUUUUAUAAUCAUUUCAAAUUAUGAAGUAUCACAGAGUCUUGCAAUAUUGCUUUUAUUGGACUAACAGUAUUUUGCAAUGACAAUAUUGCUUGGUUUCGCAAUGGUUUUUGGGAAACCCUCCUUUAUAAGCAAUUCUCACCAAAAUCAAAUACGGAACUCAAACAUUGUAUAUCACAGCUAGAACAUUUAAUCAAGAAAACAUACAUACUAGUCAGGAGGGUGAUGUAUUCAGAUCCAGAGAGGGGAUGAGACUGUGGAAAAGUCCUCCUACCCAUUUGUUUACCAUGAAUGGCUAUUGUGGCCUCAACUUUCCAAUUCUCUUGUAAAUUCACCACAAUAAUAGUGAAUGUGUGGCAUUGUGUUACAUUAACAUUUGCAUAUAAAGGCUUGUGUGUGUGUGUAAAUGAACAUUUGUGUAUAUCAUAUUGUGUUUUCAUGGUCUGCUGAAUUAACGAAGGAAUUACUGCUGAGUUCCAAAUCAAGUCAUUAUUUUCCCCCAUGAUUUUAGUUUCUAAAUAUGCCAACAUUCUGCGUUUAGUGACUUGCUCUUUGUAGGAUAAACUAAAUUGUUGGGAAUUCAAAGUGAAUUUUAAAAUUAAAGAACCACUAAUUGCACCCAGGACAUAUAAUCUCAAUGAAGUUGUCUUGGUGUGCUAAGUAGUUUUACUCUAGCGAUAUAAAACAUGGUAAUUGUAUAGAAACAGCAAUGUUUACAUUGCAGCGUUAAACACACUACUGCUGGCUGUCUUCUUGACAGACGCUAGAUGCUCUUUCUUUGCAACUACUAAUUGAAACCGGAGAAAAGCAUUAGUAUACAUGCGCAGUGCGUACCAUGCAUGCGCUUUAGUCCUCCAUGGUCCUCUUAAAGGAGCAUGGAAUUGUCCGUCAGCAAGAGAGCUGUUGCAGGAGUAGGAAUGAACGGCAGCGCUAAGGGAAUCUUGUCACAGGAGAAAAGCAUUUUUUUCAAGGUUUUAAGUCCAAACGGGAGGGGGGACCUAAAAUUUAACAGGCACUAAGACACCGUAGCAUGAGAAAUGCAGGUUUGUAUUCCUAUUGCUAUGCAUUCCUUUAAGGCAAAAACAAUCAAACUGGGAAAAAUCCUCCAAGAAAGCUAUUCUUACAGUUUAGCUACUUUGGCCUUAAAUGUGAAAUCCACUUUGAAUUCCUGACAUUUAUCACAUUUUAGAAUGACCCCGAGACUUGGGCGACACAUACCCUUAUGAAUUAAGGCUAAAUUGCUGAGCUGUGAUUUCUAGAUUAAAACGUUAUGUUGAGGAGUAAUCCUUUCAGAUUAAAGAUGAGGGUUGGUGUUUUGUUGUGUCUUAAUAAUUGUGUAAAUGUUCCUUGAGAUUGCAUGUAAAGCUAUUGAGAUUUGUAAUGUUCACGUUCAAACACUAAAAGGGGAACUAAGAAUAAUUAUUGGUAGAAGAUUUGUGUGCUGCAACCAAUGUUAAAGGGACACCCGAACAAACAAUAAAUAAAUAAAUAAAAAUCAUUGCUUAGUGUAUAUAUAUCCCAAAUGAAAACAUUCAUGCAUUUAAUUAUGCAUUUUUUUCAUUAGGGGUAAAAACAACUUUGCAAGUCCUCCCCUUCUAACCCUCAGACUUUCUCUGGCGGUCCAAUCACAGACUUUCAAAUGCAGCUCAUUGAGUAGUCUUUGCAAGGCAGCUGCUCUGGACGAUUGCUGCCUCUUGAGUUUAGCUCCACCUAGCUAAACAAACCAGGAAGUACAGGACAAAGUUGUGUGAUUGACAGCCAGAGGGGUGUAACAAGGUCAUUUUAUAAAAGUGCCAAUUUCUUUUUGUAAACUCUCUUCUAUAAUGAAGAAACGAGUAGGGGAAAAAUAACAUUUAAACACUUGUCUUGAACCUCUUGUUCCCUCUGUGAGCAGAGUCGCAUGCCUUAAUGUAUUAGUUUUGACAUUUAAAAUGACAAGGAAUUGUACUCUUAUUGUUAAUGGGAUGUAAUUGUUGUGUUGGUAAUGAAUGAAUGCAACCCCUAGUGGGUAGUUUUGGGCACUACAUCUAGUUUUUAACAACCACCUACUAACUGCCGUACUAGCUGCCCAAUUAUAACACCCAACAGUGGAUGGAGCUAGAGAUAUGUUGAUAAAUAUACAUUCAUGGAUUUCUGUGACUGGAUGUUAAGCACAAGGGCGAGCAUAGUGUGCGAGAAUGUGUAUUGUGAAAUCAUCACACGCGAUCAGCAUCAGACACACACACAUAUAUACAAAAAAAAGCGUACACUUUUACAAUUACAUGUUGCUUUCGCCAGGACUAAAAAAAUUACAAAUACGUUGUAAAUAUGAUCAUUAAAGGUUCACCUGGAUUAUUUUCUACACCAUAAAACCUACAGCGGGCUGUAGUGGUUAUGAUGCUAGGCGUACCCCGAUUCCUGGCAAUUGGGCAAAGGGUUUUGCAAUGGUUUGCCCUCUUAUCUUGCUUCCCGCUGGACUAGGAGGGUCUAUAACGUGCAUCCGGCUUUUGCAGACGGCAGCGGUCAAUCACCUUGGGUGUUCAAUUGCUGAGAGUGACAGCUGACUUGUCUCAGCCAAUUAACACAACCCUGUGCAUAGGACUAUUCGCAGAGCUGAUACUGUCAGAGAGGCGUUAUUUAAUACUAUUUUCUACGCAGAUGUGAAUUUAAACUAUUGAAGAAAACCUUGAACAUCACCUCUAGCUUGUGUUAAUCUUUUUUGAUGAGACGGUCUGUUUUCUUUUAAAGUCAUAUUAAAAAAACUAAAAUUAUAUGACAUCAUUAUCCAGUUCAGACAAGGCAAAGCCUGGGAAAGCAUUUUAAAUAAAAAGGAGAAAUAGAAGCAUUGUUUAAUGUAUGCUUUCUCUAUGCUGAUUGGCAGGUGCAAAAGACAGAGCUUAUAACAAUGACAGACAGAAAUCCAAGAUGGAGGCGCCCAGUUGCAGGAUAAAGAGGCGUGGGAUUCAACAUAUCAUUUAAUUUUCAUACCUCACAAGUCCUGGGAAGUGACAGUACCUCUUUAUAAGUAGGUCGCAAGUCUCGGAAUCUUGAACAAACACAUUCGACUAAAUCCAUAAUUUAGCCAAUUUCACAUCAAGAUAUAGGCAGUUUCUAUUUUGUAGUAAUUAGUAAACUUGUUUUCGAUGAUAAGUCUAUUAUUAUAUUACAGCUAUCAUCACUUUAUUCUAUAGAUGUUCCGUACCGUCCCCUCUGCACCUCCCUCUACGUACCGUACUUGCCAGUUUUCAUGAGAUAAUGUCUAGCAAUACUUCCCCUGGGUGGUCCUGUUUCGAACUUGACAAUUUCUGUGCCCGGUACGAGUAAAGGGUGGAGUGAACAGGAAAUCUUGUUCUUGCAAUCUUGCAGUGCAGAUUUCAAAAUAUGCUUGUGAAUAGUUUUUUAAAGAAUAAACCUCACAGAAACCUACUAAUUACAGCAGCGUAAUCUCAUGUACUAACACGAUGGCUACAUGCAUUAGGAGUUUAAAAAUUAGGAACUAGAUGUAUUUGAGUCUGGGAAUGUUAAAAGACGCACCUUUUUUUUUUACCCAAUUUUGAGAGCUGGUUUGACCAGGGACAUAAUGCAUACUGUAGGCCUUUGCAUUGGCUAAACUAAGCACACCACACUGAUCUAUUCAGCCCUCUUACUGCAACCCUGUAUUAUGUAUUUGUAAAAAGCAUCACUAAGAAUUUGAGCCAUGAUGACAUUGUGCUAUUCACAAGCAGCAAUUGUUUCCUCUCUUCCUCCUUCAUACUCUGUUUUUCUUUUUUUUUUUUUUUAUUUAAGUCUAUUUCUAACUUAAAACGUAAGACAAAGUAAGGACACAUAGCCAUUUAUGUUAAAACAAAUAUUAUGUUGGAAAUAUGCCAAAGUAUUUUAUUUACACAGAAUUAGUUCUAAACUCGGUCUAUUAUAGUUUCCAGACUUUUUUUUUUUUAGAGCGUUUUAUUGCUGUUCGUGUUCUGUUACAAAUUCAGACAUGCCAAAACUACAGAAGUUUCCAGAAAAGAGGGACCUUAGGAUAGAGAGAAAGAGACAUAGGGAUUUGGGCCGAAGAGAGAGAGAGAGUGCAUCCAAAGUAGUGAAGCUUGUCUGUGCUAUGAUUCCCUGUGCUUGUAGUAGUGAGUAGAUGUAAAAUGUGUGCCUGCAGGGUCGAUGUACAAGUUCCCAAAUCUUCAAAAUGGCUGCUCCAUAAGUCUUUGCAGAUUUGUGUCUAAGUCCAUUAAUAACAGGAUAGAACAUAUCAGAGAUCUGAUUAUUUGUGGAAGAUGGACAUGCUUGAGCUGUUAGUUAAUGAUUUGUAUGGGCUGAACAGCACUAAUGAAUUAUCAGCAUUCCGUCAAAAGGAUUCUGUAAAUAUGAGGAGAUUUUAAGAGAUUGGCCGUACAGCUAGAACUAAUUAUCCAAUAGAAAAGGUACAAGCAAUUUUAGAGAUACAGAAUACUUAAAUGGACAUUCCGAGCACCAUACUGUAAUCUUUAUCAUGUGACCAAAAACAUAAAAAACAGUUCAGGCAAUCACUGAACAGAGCACGUUAGUGAAUGACAUUUGUAUACAAGGUAUUUACUAACGUGAGAAUUGUUGGGGAUUUACAGGUUUGUUUACUAAAGUGAGAAUUCAAGGUGAAAAUCAAAUUUUCAGCUCAAAAUAGCUGAACUGGAGAAAAUAUCUAAGUCAGCUAUGCUUCCAGUUUUGCUACGUUGGUUGUAAAUGUCAAAUUACAGACCAUUCUCAUUUUUGUGAAUAACCCUGAGAGUGUCCAGAGAACUGGGGCAUAGGGCAAUAUACAUAAUGUCACUCCCCCUGCCCCCACCCUAACAUUGGUGUCUCUAGUUGCAGGGGGGAACAGGGAGAGGAGACAGAUCAGGAGCAGAGCAAAACACAGCCCUGGCCAAUCAGCAUCUCCUCAUAGAUAUGUAUUGAAUCAGUUGUAUCCCUAUGAGGAAAGUUUAGUGUCUGCAUGCAGAGGGAGGAGACACUGAAUGGCAGCACUGCACAGUGUGCAGCACUGCCCCAGUAAGCACCUCUAGUAGCCAUAUCUGAGGAGUGGCCAGUUGAGGUAUCAUAAGGCUGCAAUGUAAACACUGCCUUUUCUCUGAAAGGGAGUGUUUACAUCAGAAAGCCUGAAGGUAAUGAUUCUACUCACCAGAACAAAUACAAUAAGCUGUAGUUGUCCUGGUGACUAUAGUGUCCCUUUAACCCCUUAAGGACCAAACUUCUGGAAUAAAAGGGAAUCAUGACAUGUCACACAUGUCAUGUGUCCUUAAGGGGUUAUAUCAUUUUAUAUCUUUAUAAAAUUAAAUGUCCCCACAUCUGUUAUUAUUUCUGAGGAAAGGCCAGAGAUAUGCAGCAAGAAAAAUCUGGUCAGUUGUGCACACAAGAUAAGUGGACAUACAUGUAUGUUCUCACACAAAAAAAGGGAAUUUACAUGCAUGUGCUCUAAGGAAAUAAUGUGUGUCCCUCCCCAGUGCAGUUAUUUGGUAAAGGAUAUAAUCAGCAGUUUAUACAUUAAUUUUUACAGAAAUUAACAAUAAAUGUCGAUAUCACAUCAAAACUUGAAGUAAAUAAAAUGUUUACUUCAUUCAUUUUACAGUGAUCUCAUUUUUGGGGGGUGAGGGAGUGUGGGGGAUGACAUGGUUUAAGAUAUAUUGUGGGAUUGUGUGCCAGUCUCACUACCCCCUCUGUUCUCUGUUUUCCUUUACCCUCUGUCUCCUUCACAGGAAAGGGAGUCUUUACACUGGGAUGUGAAAAGAUGGACCCUCUAUCUAAAUGGAAAGAGAUAAACUUUCCUGUUUGGGAAAAACAAAUAUAUUUCUGUCACGUUUCAGGAAGCUCUAAAUCUCCCAUGGCCUGUAUAAAUACCCUGAGGGAAAUAUGCUCAGCAUGUACACACUACACUGUUACAGAAUGAUACUGAGUAUCUAUACACUGAUAAUGAACACACUGCACUGUAUAAUAAUACUGAGUAUCUAUACAUUGAUAAUGAACACACUUCACUGUAUAAUAAUACUGAGUAUCUAUACACUGAUAAUGAACACACUGCGCUGUAUAAUAAUACUGACUAUCUAUAAUGAACACACUGCACUGUAUAAUAAUACUGAGUAUCUAUACACUGAUAAUGAACACACUGCGCUGUAUAAUAAUACUGAGUAUCUAUACACUGAUAAUGAACACGAUGCGCUGUAUAAUAAUACUGAGUAUCUAUACACUGAUAAUGAACACACUGCGCUGUAUAAUAAUACUGAGUAUCUAUAAUGAACACACUGCGCUGUAUAAUAAUACUGAGUAUCUAUACACUGAUAAUGAACACACUGCACUGUAUAAUAAUACUGAGUAUCUAUACACUGAUAAUGAACACACUGCACUGUAUAAUAAUACUGAGUAUCUAUACAUUGAUAAUGAACACACUUCACUGUAUAAUAAUACUGAGUAUCUAUACACUGAUAAUGAACACACUGCGCUGUAUAAUAAUACUGAGUAUCUAUACACUGAUAAUGAACACGAUGCGCUGUAUAAUAAUACUGAGUAUCUAUACACUGAUAAUGAACACACUGCACUGUAUAAUAAUACUGAGUAUCUAUACUCUGAUAAUGAACACACUGCACUGUAUAAUAAUACUGAGUAUCUAUACACUGAUAAUGAACACACUGCACUGUAUAAUGAUACUGAGUAUCUAUACACUGAUAAUGAACACACUGCACUGUAUAAUAAUACUGAGUAUCUAUACACUGAUAAUGAACACACUGCGCUGUAUAAUAAUACUGAGUAUCUAUAAGCUGAUAAUGAACACACUGCGCUGUAUAAUAAUACUGAGUAUCUAUACACUGAUAAUGAACACACUGCACUAUAUAAUAAUACUGAGUAUCUAUAAUGAACACACUGCGCUGUAUAAUAAUACUGAGUAUCUAUACACUGAUAAUGAACACACUGUAUAAUAAUACUGAGUAUCUAUACGCUGAUAAUGAACACACUGCACUGUAUAAUAAUACUGAGUAUCUAUACACUGAUAAUGAACACACUGCACUAUAUAAUAAUACUGAGUAUCUAUAAUGAACACACUGCGCUGUAUAAUAAUACUGAGUAUCUAUACACUGAUAAUGAACACACUGCACUGUAUAAUGAUACUGAGUAUCUAUACACUGAUAAUGAACACACUGCACUGUAUAAUAAUACUGAGUAUCUAUACACUGAUAAUGAACACACUGCGCUGUAUAAUAAUACUGAGUAUCUAUAAGCUGAUAAUGAACACACUGCGCUGUAUAAUAAUACUGAGUAUCUAUACACUGAUAAUGAACACACUGCACUAUAUAAUAAUACUGACUAUCUAUAAUGAACACACUGCGCUGUAUAAUAAUACUGAGUAUCUAUACACUGAUAAUGAACACACUGCGCUGUAUAAUAAUACUGAGUAUCUAUACACUGAUAAUGAACACACUGCGCUGUAUAAUAAUACUGAGUAUCUAUACACUGAUAAUGAACACACUGCGCUGUAUAAUAAUACUGAGUAUCUAUACACUGAUAAUGAACACACUGCGCUGUAUAAUAAUACUGAGUAUCUAUACACUGAUAAUGAACACACUGCGCUGUAUAAUAAUACUGAGUAUCUAUACACUGAUAAUGAACACACUGCGCUGUAUAAUAAUACUGAGUAUCUAUACAAUGAUAAUAAACACACUGUGCUGUAUAAUGAGUAUCUAUACACUGAUAAUGAACACACUGCGCUGUAUAAUAAUACUGAGUAUCUAUACACUGAUAAUGAACACACUGCGCUGUAUAAUAUACUGAGUAUCUAUACACUGAUAAUGAACACACUGCGCUGUAUAAUAAUACCGAGUAUCUAUACACUGAUAAUGAACACACUGCGCUGUAUAAUAAUACUGAGUAUCUAUACUCUGAUAAUGAACACAUGCGCUGUAUAAUGAUACUGAGUAUCUAUACACUGAUAAUGAACACACUGCGCUGUAUAAUAAUACUGAGUAUCUAUACACCGAUAAUGAACACACUGCGCUGUAUAAUACUGAGUAUCUAUACACUGAUAAUGAACAUGCUCUAUAAAGUUUUAGUUUAUUUUUUCUGUUUAAAGAGAGCUGGGAGUCUACUUGCUUUCUGUUAUUGAUGAAGAUCUGCUCUGUCAGCAGUAAGGAAGGUUUGCUGGUCUUGUGUAUGAAUACCCAUUAGUUACUUUUCAGAGGUCAAAAGGAAGACUGAAUUUCCUACUCUUGGAGAUCAUUGUUUAGACUAAGAAUGUGACAUUAAAGGGAAGGGAGGAUAAAUGGACAGGACUCCAUGGGUGACGUGUUUUAAGAAUCUAACCAUCUGCCUGCUGAAUAUAUAUAUAUAUAUAUAUUUUUUUUUUUUAAAUCAAUGUGUCCCUUUAAUUAGUACUACCAAUUCCUAUUACACACUAACCUUACUCUCACUUUCUCCAAAAUGUUUUGAGAAAUCUAAUUCUAUAAGUAAUUUAAGUCUUUGAAAUGUUUGAGACUAAACCCAGAUUUUUCAAAAAUUUUUUACACGUUAAGUAUUUUCUGUGUAUCAAUUAACACUGUAGUAGCUAUUGUUAUUCAUGUCAUUCCACAGGUAAAUGAUGAGAUUCUUACUGGUUAUAUUUUAACCCCAUAUGGGCUAUUGCAGUGCAGAUAUAUCAUAAAAUAUAGUCCAGCAGAACUGGUCAUCUACCCAUACAGAGCACUGACGCUCCCUCAGCUCUGUAACUCGCACUGUAAUUAAAGGGACACUGUAGUCACCUGAACAACUUUACCUUAAUGAAGCAGUUUUGGUGUAUAGAACAUGCCCCUGCAGUCUCACUGCUCAAUCCUCUGCCAUUUAGGAGUUAAAUCCCUUUGUUUAUUAACCCUAGUCACACCUCCCUGCAUGUGACUUGCACAGCCUUCCAUAAACACUUCCUGUAAAGAGAGCCAUAUUUAAGCUUUCUUUAUUGCAAGUUCUGUUUAAUUAAGAUUUUCUUAUCCCCUGCUAUAUUAAUAGCUUGCUAGACCCUGCCAGAGCCUGUGAUUAAAGUUCAAUUUAGAGAUUGAGAUACAAUUAUUUAAGGUAAAUUACAUCUGUUUGAAAGUGAAACCAUUUUUUUUUUUCAUGCAGGCUUUGUCAAUCAUAGCCAGGGGAGGUGUGGCUAGGGCUGCAUAAACAGAAACAAAGUGAUUUAACUCCUAAAUGACAGUGAAUUGAGCAGUGAAAUUGCAGGGGAAUGAUCUAUACACUAAAACUGCUUUAUUUAGCUAAAGUAAUUUAGGUGACUAUAGUGUUCAUUUAACUACAAACCAAUGAUCUAGUUACAUAGUUACUUGGGACAGGAGCAGUUAUGGUCAGAUCCCUACGGAGCGCUGCGCACAUAGGAAAACGCUCUGCAGGUACUGACAGUUAUGGUAAAUUUGCCUAUUUCUGCAGGCCAAGCCCCCUCCUCCCCCCUCACUCAGAGCAACCUGUGAAAUCAGCAGUAUAAUUCAUUAUAUUAUUUUUUUAACAUGUGGUUAUCGCAUUGGUGCUGAUACUAUGUCAUGCCCUCUCUUAACUGGAAUAAAACAUGCACAGCUCUAGAGGGUGAGAGUUUGUGGUGUGCGUAUUGCUUUAGAUAUUUUUCACAAGUGGGCUGCCACAGAGUAUGGGUGUACAGACUAACACACAUAUAUAUAUAUAUAUAUAUAUAUAUAUAUUUAUUUUUUUAUUUUUUUACUUGUUUUUAUUUUUUUAAUGCAAUUGCAUACAUUUUGUUUAUAAAUACAUUUAUGUAGUUGCUUUGAAUAAGUCCUGCGAGUGUUCUCUCACGAAAAAACGUGUAGCACAAAGAUCAGGGGAGGGCAAGGGAAUAAUAGCUUCCUGGACCACUAGUUCUGGGCCUUGUUUUUCUCCUUAUUAAAAGCAGUGAUGGGAUGUUUGUUGACAGAGCACGACAAGUAAGACAGCAGGCAGGAACUGUGCAGAACCCAUAUCUGGGUCGUACCAAGCUGACACACUAUGACUAUUUAAUGUACCCCGAGUGACAUAUGCUGGUCGUCAUUGAGGGCAGUUGAGUCACAGGAAACAGAGGCAUGCGCCUUUGUGAAUGCCCAGAUCUCUGUGAAUGCUUCCUUAUGCUGCACUAUCGGAUUCCAGCGAUAUUAUAAUUAUUAUUUAAAAAGCGCCAACAAAUUCUGCAGUGCUGUACAAUGGGAGGACCAACAGACAUGUAAUUGCAACAAAACAAGUUGGUUGGCAGUAGAGGGUGUUGAGGGCUCUGCUCAAAUAAGCUUACAUUCUAGAGGACAUACUUGAAAACGAAAGAAUCUCAAUGUAUCUUUCCUGGUAAAAUAUUUUAUAAAUAAAUAUAGGAAGUGGGGUAAAGUGACACAAAAGGUAAGGGUAGGAUGCAUUUCAUGUACGGGAUAAGUAGGUUACUAGAAUGGUUUACAGUGAAGGCUUAGUUUUUGAUUUAUGAUUGGUGGGUUACCAAGGUUAUGGAGAGAAAAAGGUAUUUAAUAGAUUAUUUUCUAAAGAAAUGAGUUGUCAAAGAGGAAGGAAUGGAGACUGGAUGAGAGUCUAAUGGAGCAGGUUAGAGAGUUCCAGAGGAACGGUGCAGCCCUCGAGAAGUUUUGAAGGUGGGUGACAGAGGUGCUUGUACGAACAGGGCAUAGAAGCAGGUCUACAGCUGAGUGUAGUAGCCUCAAUGGAACAUACUUGUGUAUUAGGGAGGACAGGUAGGUAGAAGCAAUAUUGUGUAGAGAUUUGCAAGCAAACACCAGAAUUUUAAAUUGGCCCCAUUUCUUACGAAAAGCUAGUAUAAGGACUGACUACUGCAGUAGUCAAGGUGAGAGAGGAUAGUGGCAUGGACCAGCAUCUUAGCCGCAUCCGUCAUUAAGUAGGGACAGAUGCCUGCUAUGUUUUUGAAAUGGAAGCGGCAGGAUUUGGUGAUCGAAAGGACAUUAGGGGUGAAGGAGAGGUUUGAGGAAGUGAGCCUGCACGGUACAGCUGAUGGUAGUGCCAUUAACUUGGAAGGAAACAGACACAGGAGUAGCAAUGCUUGGGGAGACAAGAAGUUUUGUUUUGCACAGGUUAAGUUUAAGGAUGUGAGCAGCAACAGAGUUAAGAAAUAGCAGAGAGGCAGUCAGCGACAUGAGUCAAGAGGGACAGCGAGAGUUCAAGAGAGGACAGAUAGAUUUGCAUGUCAUCCUAAUAGAAAUGAUAUUGGAAGCCAAAAGAGCUGGUAGGUUUACCAAGGGAGACAGUAUAAAUCGAGAACAGUAGGGGACCAAGGACAGAACUUUGGGGAACACCAACAGAGAGAGGUUGCAGAGAAGUGGAAGAGCCAGAGCAAGCAACACUGAAAGAGGUAAGAGGAGAACCAGAAGAGAUCACCCAGUCCAGAAUUUUAGGAGGAUGAGAAGUUGUUGAUGAUCAAAAGUGUCGAAAGCAGCAGAAAGGUCAAGAAGAAUUAGGAGAGUAGCGACUUAAAUAAUGGGACACUUUGGUAGGACCGUUUCGACAGAGUCACUAGCACGGAAUCCAGACUGAAGUGGGUCAAGCAGAGAGUUGGAUUCAAGGAAGUCGGUCAUUGUAGCUAUGAGAUGUUAAACCACGUGACUCCAGCAGGCGCCAUCUCUCUGACCCAUAUAUUACAUGCUCCGCGUUAGUAGAAUGUAGUCACACAGAGAUCGGAUACAUUUCACACGUGGGCUGACACAGGAAACAAUAUGUGUUUGUAAUUCAACACAUGAAUAUAUUUAUACUGUUUAUCAUGGGAAAAUAUUGUUAUCAAAAGGUUGUGGAGACAUAAAAAAAACCAAUAAAGACAUAAAAACUACUUGGCCAAAGAUCAAGUGAUUCAUGAAUUUCCCAGAACGACUAUGAUAAGUGGGCGGCUGGCUAGUCAGUAGAACUUUGGGCAGCUAGCAUACUGGGAAGGUGGGUUCGCAGAACUACUACUACUGAUUAGCAGAUUAAAGUGUGUUGGUGGUAAAAAAAAUAAGAAGCUAUAUUACAGAUACCCGUUGCUAGACCCAGUAAGGUCUUUAUUAUAUGACUUGAUUGUUACAAGCUGUUCUGUUAAGCAGCAGAUAUUCCCUCCAUGUUAUAAAGCAGUUUAUUGCGAGAAUAACAUGAUUGGACGUGUUCUAUAAUCCAGUAAUAGCAAACCAGUAAUAGUGUUGAAGUGUUGCCGCUGCUUAUUAUUUAUUUAUUUAUAAAAUAUUUUACCAGGAAAGAUACAUUGAGAUUUCUCUCGUUUUCAAGUAUGUCCUGGAAUUACUGCUGUUGUACACAUUUAUUCUUCCUCUUUUUAUCCCGAUUCCCUUACAUCCAGAAUUAAUCUGCUCCGUAUCCUCUGCUAAUUUUAUUUCAGUUUCUUAACCCUGGAUUCCAUGUCUGUUUUAUUUCAUAUUCAUAUCAAUUUAUCAUUUAUUUGUUUUGAUCAGUUUAAUGAUCUCUUUUUGCAUUUGAAUGAACGGAUAGCAGCACUCGCUGUGGGAAAUGCCUUGAUAUAUCUCACUUUACUUCCCUAUACAGCUAGGGCCUUGAUUUAAUAUUUUUGAAUGAGCUUUUCAAAUGAUUUAUUCGCAAAAAUUCCAAUAGACUUAAAAUUCAUUGGAAAAAACUAAUUAAAAAAAGCAGCAGCCAAGUUACUGUUUGGGCUGUGACUUCCUAAUGGCCUUUUUUUUAGGUAGGCUAUCUAUGAUGGAGAUUGCAGUAUUACUAAUCUCGGCUAUUUUUGUAAGGUGCAAGCGAAAAUUCCACGAGAUAUAUUCUAUUUUGCCUAUGUAUGGCAUACAUGCAAGAUGGUGGAUAUUUCAUGUGCCCACCAUUUUAAGGGGUGAACAAUACUUAUUUUAAAGUGUAUCCUCACAUGCAGAAAUGGUGCGGCCAAGAGGGUUGCUAAACGUUUUAUUUUUCUUUCUUUUUUGUCUACAACACUAAAGAGAUUUGAGAAUGUGAAAACAAAAUACAAAAUGUGUAUUAGGCCAAAAUGUAUUAAGUGCACAACACUGUAGGCACUAUUCCUAUUUCAUCUCAUUGAAUUGGUUGAAUGGGGUCCCAGGCUUUCCACAGCCGGCCCCCACUGGAGGUGUGGCUAAAGCAGUGAUUACAAACUUCCUUGUAUCUUUCCACAGAGAUUUAUACCUGCAAUGGGCACUGUGAUAGACUGAAUGCAGUCAGCUGACACCCCAUUACUGCUCAGGCUAUUGCUUCCGCAUUAUCCCAAACAGCACAGAGGGGAUGGAAUGCUAGUGGGGACUCUCGUAUAGCUUUAGUACUGUAAAAAAGGUUCAACACUAAAAGGAGAAUGGAGCCAGGGUACUCCAGACACUAUAGCCACUUCAAUGAUAUGAAACAGAUACAGUGUCUACAAUGUGCCUUUAAGGUGUGUUGGCACCCAGAGAAUUCCUUCAACUUUUGUAUGUAUGUCAACUUUAUCUUGUUCAUUUAUGUUUACUCCAAGCAAAGAAAUGUCUAAAAAUUGUUGUAAAAAAAGGAAGUCUUCAAAAUAAGAGGUAGCAGAGUCCUGCUCUGUUUUCUUUGGUACUGGUUCACCCGUUUUAUUGAUAUUUAUUUUAUUAUUAGAGGGUAAGCUUAUCGAUUUAGAUUUUUUAUCUACUUUUCUUGAAUAGUGGCAUUUUAGUCCAAAUUCUUUAGAACAUAGGAAUCAUUCUUGAAAUGUAGCAUGAGAUGUAAAACAUUCCCUUUCCAAGGGAAUAUGAUCAGAAAAUAUGUUUAAAAAAAAAAAAAAAAAGAGAAGAAAAUAAGAAAUACAAACCAAAUUGGAUCCCGUCCGAAACUAAUCAAAAAAGCUAUUCUUUGGAUGGUUUCCAGCGUAAGUUUCUGGACAUUCUUUCUAAACAUACAUACAUUUAAGUAGCAUAGGCUGAAGUUCAGGGCAAUUAAUCAAGCAUAGGAUGAAAGAUGGAGCAAUGAGACGGUCUACGCAGUGCCAACUACUGCUAUGAAACAGGCUCCUAAACUGCCAGCACAAACUGUAUCAUUUCUUAGCUGGAAACGGUGUGCAUAGUGCUGUGUUUCAGUUUAAGUCUGUUUACAGGGAAACUAUAGUGCCAGGAAAACAAAGUUUUCCCGUGGUGCAGAAGGAGUUAAAAACGUCAGCCGGUGGGGGGAGACCUAAUGCACAUGCACGGCGAUGUCCGCGCUCUCAUUUGGAGUUCCCCUAUAACAAAGAGUUAUACAAUUCUUGUAUAUGGUGUUCCAGGUGACGCUGGAGGUCCUCAUGCAUAGCUUAAGGACGGCCAGCGUCAGGCGACCAAAAGUUGCCUAACCACACAGAAGCCCCUCUUAUUGCUGUCUGGUAGACAGCCACUAGAUGUGGAGUUAAACCUCAAAGGUAAUUAUUGCAGUUUAUUAAUAGAUGCAAUAAUUACCACUGCAGGGUUAAGGGACCAGGGACACUGCACUCAGAUCACUUCAUUGAGCUGAAGUGGUCUGGGUGCCUAUAGUGUCCCUUUAACCGCUUAAGGAAACAUGACAUGUGACAUGUCAUGAUUCCCUUUUAUUCCAGAAGUUUGGUCCUUAAGGGGUAAAGCUUAUUACAGGACAGAUGCCAUGAUGUGAAAUAGCAUUGUGGCAUACGUUUAAAAAAUGUAUUUAAAAAAAAAAAAUGUUAUGCCAUUAAUGAGUCACUUUUUAACGCAGUCUGUUUCUCAUAGAAAUGUAGAAAGAAGGAAACAGCGCUAAAAUAGACCAAUCCUAUAAAUAGAUAAAGUAAGAGGCAGCAACCUAAAAAUAGGCUUCCCUCUAAACCCUAUGAACAAAGGUAAUAUAGAAGACAAAACAGAAGAAGGUUGCGCCAAAGCUGGCUAAAGUGCAGCUGAAAUGUUUCUCAUAGCAUUGCUUAGGAAAUGCUUUCUGCUUUCCCAUAGAUUGCUAUCAGUUUUUGAUUAGUGACAAUCACAUGUUUUUAGUCUAUGCUAAGCUGGGUUAAAUUGUGUUAACGAGCGUCAUUAGCGUGCAUUGCCCAAAUGAACAGUUUAAAAGUUACAUUCUCAAAUAUACCUAAUAAUCUGCAGGGAAAGAGGGAGAAUUUAAUCUGUUUAGUCUUCUACUAAGCCGAUAACUAUAAUAAGAAAAUUUACUUAAUUACUUUUUCUCGGAGCAGAGCGUUAAAAAGGAAAAUGUUCUCUUUUCCUAUAGAUUGCUAUUUAUUGAAUAGUGGUGCAUCAAGUGGUUUUAACCUGCAUCAAACUGUUUAAGUGGGUUGGUAGAUUAGGUCAACUGUUGACAGUUUUAAUGUUGUGUGUUUUUUUUUAUUUUUACCCGUCAGUGGCAUUACAAUUACAGUUAUUUAUAUACAACGUAAACAUAUUCAGCAGCGCUGUACAACAGGUAAAUAAGACAAACACUUAAUUCUAGCAUACUGGAAUUCUGGAACAGUACGUCAAGAGGACCAAACCCAAACGAGCUUACAAUCUAAAAGCAGUAAAUAGACUUACAGGGGUUGUCCAAUGACCCCUUUCAUCUAGAAGGACGUUACAUGCCUAAUUCCAUCCCUUUUAGGGAAAGAUAUUUAUCGAGUCAAAGACUUGGAUACUGAUCCAUUGUAAACACCAUAAAGGUUUAUCUAAACCAGCUCGAAACCCAUGACUCAUUCCAAUGGUAACAAUUUAUCAGAGCAUGCAUGGAGGUUGGAGGGCGAAGGUGCCCAUUUGAUAGAUGUUAUGUCUUGAUUUAGGGCUUUGUUAAUGAAACAUGAUACUCUCCCUACUAGAAAAGAGGAAUAUUUUCAGUGGGAGAUUAAUGAAAGUUUACGCAUGACUCAAACAUACAGAUUAAAAGUUAUAUACUUAGAUAUACUUAAUAAUCUACAGGGGGAAGAGAGAGAAUUUAAUCAGUUUAGUCUUCCACUAAGCCUAUAAUUACAACAAUUCCUUGUACAGCUAUUUUUCAUUUUCUGAAUGAAAAAUGUCUUCAUAAUGUAAAAGUUAAAUGAAAUUUUUUUUAUUUACUUAUUUAUUUAUACAAGAAAUAAAGUGAAAAAUUUGAAUGAUAUAUCUUUCAAGAAAAUAAAAUUGUAAAGUUGAAAAAUUCACAUUUUCUUUUACUUUAUCAUGCAGGUUUUACGUACCAGGGACACUGCACUCAGAUCAGAUUUUGCUGGUUGUCGUGGACAUAUGAAAAAACACUGCCACUUAGUGGCCACACUCUUGGAAUGCACCCCAAUCUAUGGUUUUGCUGUUAUUCCUUAAAGAGUUAGCAUUGCCUCUUUACUGGAUAUAAAGAACGUAUUUUCUGCAAUUAUAUUAUUCUAUUUCAAAAUGAUCCUCUGCUGCAGUUAAGUUACGGACUGGAGUUUUUGAAAUAAAAAACGAACUAUAGAGGAGAGACAUCAUGGAUUUUGUGACGCAUCAGCAUCGAUUGAGUCGAUUAUACAGAGAGUACCAAAACAAUGACAUUAUUUCCCUACAUUAUAAUUAUACAGGAAAACUCAGCACAAGCAGGUACAAAGGAGGAUUAAAAGCAGAGGCUGUGGUCUUUUUGGUGGUCUGCAUCUUAAUUGUUCUGGAGAACCUAAUUGUCCUCUUAGCGAUCUGGCGCAACAAAAAAUUUCACUCACCUAUGUUCUACCUCCUUGGAAAUCUCACCUUGUCAGACCUUUUGGCUGGAGUGGCUUAUAUGGUGAACAUUGUGAUGUCCGGUGCCAACACCUUGCGUCUUACUCCGGCCAUGUGGUUUGUCAGAGAAGGAGGAGUCUUUGUCACAUUGACUGCAUCAAUUUUCAGUCUCCUCGCCAUAGCCAUUGAACGGCACAUCACCAUGGUUCGUAUGAAACUUUAUAGUGGAGAUAAGAAGGGUCGAAUGGGCUUGCUCAUUGGAGCAAGUUGGCUGGUCUCCAUACUUUUGGGGGUGUUGCCCAUAGUGGGAUGGAACUGCAUCAAUAACCUCCCUUCAUGCUCUACCAUCCUACCUUUAUACUCCAAAGAAUAUAUCCUGUUUUGCAUCAGCAUAUUUAUAGCUAUCCUUAUAUCCAUUGUGGUCCUAUAUAUACGCAUAUACAGGAUAGUAAAGCACAACAGUCAACGACUUGGAACUCUUCGAAAGGGGGCAUUGAAGAAAUCCCAAAAGUAUAUGGCACUUCUUAAAACUGUAACCAUUGUUGUGGGCACAUUCAUUGCUUGCUGGCUUCCACUCUUCAUUCUGCUCCUCUUCGAUGUCUCAUGUGAGGUCAAUGCCUGCCCUAUUCUUCUGAAAGCUGACUAUUUCCUUGGCCUGGCAAUGAUAAAUUCUUUCCUGAACCCUAUCAUCUACACUUUGACCAGCAGAGACAUUAGGAGGGCCAUUCUCAAACUGGUCUGCUUUUUCUGUUUGGCUUCUGAGGAUGGCGAGACCAGGUGGAGAUUUGGUAUCUUUCCCAUCCUUGAAGGAAGCACUAGUCGGUCUGAGAAGUCAUCUCAUAAACAGGAAGGGCUGGAGACCACUGUAUCUUCAGGAAAUGGAACCCCACCCCAGUAAAGCCUCUUGUAUCCAAACCUGCGGAGUAUUAAUUCUAUUCCCUCUGGUGCCCUCAAUAACCUUUGUCAUGAAAAUAUCAUAAACAAUCCAUUGUUCUAUUUUGUUCCUAAAUUAGGACGAUAAACUGCAGUGAUACAUUGCUUGUUCUGCCAUUCUUUUGAUACAUUUUCCCGGCAGAAGAGGAUUUUACACUGUGCCAAAGUUACGGUGAAAGCACUUCCAAGCAUGGGACUUGGGUGUUUCAUCCAUAUUGAAAAUACAUUGGUUCUAAGAACAAAUUGGUUUUGCAGCAAAAAAUAAAACUAUUAUAAAAACUAAAUGUGAAAAAUUUAAUAUGGUAAAUAUGUAAACAGAGGCUAGCAAUAUUGUGGCUCUUGGCUUCUGAUAUAGUGCAAUACUCACAACCCCCUGUGAUGAUAUUGUACAGUUCAUGGGAGUUGUAGGUUAUCAACAGCUAGAACACUGGUCAACCAAUCAAUUAUAUAUUAAAAUAAAAUAUGCCUUAAAGGUGCUCCAGAGGUGUUUAAUUCUGUUUCUUCAUCAGCAAGCCACACCACGUCUAUGAUGACAUCAUUACUAGGUAACAUUAAUGAUUGACUAGGUUUUCAGUAGAAUAUGAUUACAGAUAAUCUAUUGUCUUAUUGCCAAAUGUUUUGCACGCAGAUGAAAGUACAGUACUUAGCGCUCAUGCGCCUCUUCAUAAACUCAGUGACUGGUAGGUAUCAACGUGGGACGGGGAGUAAAACGAGGGGUGUGUUGAUAAUGUAAUGCCAUUCUUGCAGUGUUAAUAUUUUAAUUAGGACCCAGAUUAAAUAUAACGGUCUUCAAAAGCCAGCAUAAGAUGGAAAAGGAAAUGAGUAGUUUAUGGUAAAGAAGUGUCAGUGUAGGUAAUGUCAGUGAUACACCAGCUGUAUAAACUGUAUAUAGAUGUUUAUAAAACUUAAAUUAAGAUGUUAUAGUAAAUGCAAACCGCAUUAACACAUCAGUGCUCAGCGAUAAGGCAACUCUCAUUAUACUUAGACAUGCCCAGCCUGUCACUUGUCCUUACCGGGGUCAGGGUAGUUACCUUCAAUCACACAUUUAAAGUUCCAUAUUCAGUCUCGUAUUUGUAUAGAAAGUGUAAGUUUCAUUUAUAGUUAAUGCAGCAAUCAAGGCUAACGGACUAUCGGUUUGCCGUGAAAAAAACCUAGCAUGAUGAAUUGCAGCGGAGGUAGGCUGAAUCAGUAAUUCAAAAUAACUUAAAUUUACAUUAAUCAGAACAAAAAAAAAAUUGUGUUUCUUUUUUCAUUUUAGUACUUUAUGUCAAAGACACAUCAACCGUCUUCUGCUUUGAAAAGGAAAAGGGUGUACGAUAUCAUUUCAAAGAUUGCAGCGACCACUAGUGGUAUAUAUAAAAACUGCAGAAUUAACAUGCAGGGUUAUUCAAUAAAGUGACCGUUUCAGAACAAACUAGCCUAACUGGAAACAUUCUCUAAGUCAACUAUGCUUUCAUUUCAGCUUUUCUGGCCUCAAGAUUGAAAUUCACUUUGAAUUCUCACUUUAGUAUAUAACCCUAAUAGCCUUCGGAAAGUUAAUUUUCCAAAAGUGCAUAAAAUGACAAAUUAUUUCAGAAAAAAACUCUCAAAUCACAUUUAUUGUGAACAUGUACAAAUGUACUAUAAACUAUAUUUCAGUAGCAACACAGUUGUAAAUAAAUGUGUACAUAGAAAUAUAUUCUAAAUAAAUAAAGAUAUAUGUAUGCCUGUAUUAAAGCUUCACUGCUAAUGAUCAUUGCAAAUAUGAUCACUUUGUUGCUGUUUGAAUUGUGAAUAAAUAUUUUUUUUCCCCACGAGAAAUGCGAUCUCUUUGUUUUCU
Molecule: messenger RNA, 30488 nt
Organism: Pelobates cultripes (western spadefoot toad)
Lineage: Eukaryota; Metazoa; Chordata; Amphibia; Anura; Pelobatidae
Source: the annotation of a GenBank genome assembly